UUAUUAAUUAAAUCGAAUGGGGAAACCUAAAAUAUUAAUAAAAAAUUUGUAUGAAAUUUUGCAGGUAAGUUAUUAACACUUAAUCAAUAGUCUGGAAAAUUUAAUUGUAUUAGAUGGACAAAUAAUGGAAGAGCAUUUAUAAUAAUUGAUCCUGAUGAAUUUUAGAAUUCAAUAAUGCCAGAAUAUUUUUAUUCAACUCAAAUAAAGUCUCUUUAUCGAUAAUUAAAUUCUUAUGGAUUCAAGAUGAAAAGUUUAGAAUUUAAUUAAAAAAUGUUUUCCCAUAAAUGGUUUAUUAAAGGAAAUAUGUAUUAAGUAUCUUCUGAUUUAAAAGAUCAUCACUUUAUAAGGUAGAAAGACAGAGAAAAAAGAAGAUUGCUCAUUUAGAUAAAGAGAAAGAUUCAAUUACUAUAAUUAAAGAGGAGAUGAAAUAAUUAAAGGAGGAAUUAGAAACUUUAUAAAGUCAAUAAAAUUCGAUAUUAAAAUAAAUUAGAAUUCAUUCUAUAAUAUAGACUAACAUUUGUAAAAAUAUCAAAAAGAUUUGUGAUGAAUAAAAGAAAUUCAAUUUAGAAAGAGAAUAGGAAAGACGUCUUGUAAUUUAUUUUACAUCAAUGUUUUAAAUAUUUAAAGGCUUCCAAUUUGAAAUAGCCUCAAACAUAAUACGAGAAUUAAAAGAUAUUGGUGGACCUUAAACUCCUUCUUUUUCUCCAAUGAUAUUUCCAUAUAUGUGAUUAGUAGAUUAGUAGC
This is a messenger RNA of Paramecium sonneborni, 744 nucleotides long. Lineage: Eukaryota; Ciliophora; Oligohymenophorea; Peniculida; Parameciidae. The record is from the annotation of a GenBank genome assembly.